UACUUGGCGCAACAUCUAAAAUCUGAGGCUGGUCCUUCUUGAUGCGACUGGAAGCUCCUUCUUCCCCGUUGCCUCAUGCAAUCAGAGGCUUUGGCCUUUCUCCUCUUUCCUCCUUACUGCUCUGUCGUCCAACUCCCGAUUGCAUCACUCCCCAUUUGUCUUCAGCCAUGGACUUAUCCUUGCUUCACCAUCCUCUGCUCCCACAAGUGACGGUCGUCACUAGGCACCGUAAUUGCCUUCUCUCUCAGCAGAAUGAAGGAAUUUUGUUCAAGAGGAGGGGAAGACUCAGUUUUGUACGUCGAGCAGUUGGUGGGAGUUCGACUGAUGGAGGUUCUGCAGAAGGCAGCUCAGGGGAGGGACAUGAUUCACUUCUUGGUGCAUUUGAUGAAGCCAAUGGUGCUCCUUUUGGCACCUUAUCCGCAGAGAUCACCCUGGAUACGGUCGAUUUUUUCGUGAGCGACGCUGAAGGCGAUCCAGAUUGUCCUACUGAAGGGUUCUCGCCGAUCGAUCAGGCGCUUGUGGCGUUACGUCAAGGCAAGUUUGUGAUUGCUGUAGAUGAUGAACAUAGACAGAAGGAAGGGAGUCUUAUCAUGGCAGCAUCUCUUGUUAAUGCAGAAGCUCUGUCCUUUAUGAUUAGGCACGGGACCGGGCUUGUUUGUGUAGGCAUGAAAGCAGAGGACUUGGAGAGAUUAAAGCUCCCUUUGAUGCUGAAUGACAGUGAAAGUGAAGCAUCUACAGCAUUUACAGUAACAGUGGAUGUCAAAGCUGGUAUUUCUACUGGCGUUUCAGCGCCAGAUAGAGCGAAAACAAUUCUGGCACUUGCAUCUCCUGAUUCUAAGCCUGAAGAUUUCAGGAGGCCGGGGCAUGUAUUUCCCCAGAAAUAUCAAAAUGGCGGUGUCCUGAGAAGAGCAGGUCAUACUGAGGCUUCAGUUGAUUUAGUUCAGCUCGCAGGGAUGAGACCAGUUGCUGUCCUUUCUGGUAUCAUGGAUCCUGAAGAUGGCUCCAUGGCCUCUUUGUCCAAGCUAAAGAAGAUGGCAGAAACAUAUGGCUUGCCAAUCAUCUCACUCACCGAUUUGAUCAGGUACAGAAGGAAACGUGAAAAACUAGUUGAGAGGACUGUAGUUUCGAGGCUGCCAACAAGAUGGGGCCUCUUUCAGGCUUACUGUUACCGUUCGAAACUAGAUGGCAUUGAACAUAUUGCCAUUGUGAAGGGAAAUAUUGGAGAUGGACAAAAUGUGCUGGUAAGGGUUCACUCAGAAUGCCUGACCGGCGACAUUUUUAGAUCUGCUCGCUGUGACUGCGGCAAUCAGUUAGACUUCGCUCUGCAACUGAUCGAGAAGGUUGGAAGAGGAGUGGUUGUUUAUCUCCGCGGCCACGAGGGUAGAGGCAUCGGCUUGACUCACAAGCUGCGGGCAUACAAUUUACAGGAUCAGGGACAUGACACGGUUGAAGCUAAUCUGGAGCUUGGGCUCUCUGUUGAUUCUCGUGAAUAUGGAAUUGGUGCGCAGAUUCUAAGAGAAAUUGGAGUGCAUACGAUGCGAUUGAUGACAAACAACCCCUCGAAAUUCAUUGGUCUUAAAGGCUACGGAUUGGCCAUUGUGGGUCGCGUCCCUGUCAUCUCUCCUAUUACAGAAGAAAACAGGAGAUACCUGGAGACAAAGCGUGUAAAAAUGGGUCACAUCUACGGCUCCGAUCUUCCUGGAACCUUUCCUGCCAUCUUCGACCAAACUCUGGAGGAUGACGAGGAGGAGAAGUGAUCACAAAUUUGUUUGGCAACUGUGAAGCUGGCUUUUCUUCUUAAUUACAGAGGGAAAUGCUAAUUCUUUGAGAAGUUCAUGUGCCAUUUUUCUUUAAUGGGUAUAUAAUGUUCAUGGGUAUUCAGUUAUUUCUUCUGGCGGGGCCAUGAUCCAUUUAGUUGGAUAUUUUUGCAAUAAAUUCACUUAUUUUUUUGUUGAGUA
This is a messenger RNA of Nymphaea colorata (pocket water lily), 1958 nucleotides long. Its product is annotated as monofunctional riboflavin biosynthesis protein RIBA 3, chloroplastic-like. Gene Ontology annotation, biological process: riboflavin biosynthetic process. Gene Ontology annotation, molecular function: GTP cyclohydrolase II activity; 3,4-dihydroxy-2-butanone-4-phosphate synthase activity. NCBI's taxonomy places the organism in Eukaryota, Viridiplantae, Streptophyta, Magnoliopsida, Nymphaeales, Nymphaeaceae. The transcript is spliced from 6 exons. Bases 42 to 1757 code for a protein of 571 amino acids. The record is from RefSeq and is a predicted model, not a curated record. Gene Ontology annotation, cellular component: cytosol.